Molecule: messenger RNA, 1488 nt
Organism: Nicotiana attenuata
Lineage: Eukaryota; Viridiplantae; Streptophyta; Magnoliopsida; Solanales; Solanaceae
Exons: 1
Coding region: 1-1488 (495 amino acids)
Source: RefSeq, a predicted model, not a curated record
AUGAAUACUGCAUCAGCAAAUAUGGGUGCAAUUGAUGAGCCUGGAUCAUCUACCUCAUACCAUAGAAUGGUCCUUGACGCUGCUGGCCCCUCAUUCGAUCCGAGUGAUAUGGAUGAAUUGUCGAACCCUGAUGCGCAGAAAUUUUAUGAUAUGAUUGAUUCUGCAAAUCAAGAGGUGUGGCCUGGCUGUGAAACACAUUCUCAAUUGUCAGCUGUUGCACGUUUGUUGCAUAUCAAGUCUGAACACCAUUUGUCUGAUAGAUGUUUUGAUGAUAUUUGUCAAUAUGUGAAUGAGAUGAUUCCUCCUGAUAACUUGAUGCCAAAAAAUUUCUAUGAAACUAAGAAGUUAAUGCAGGGAAUGAACAUGCCAGUAAAAAAAAUUCACAGUUGUAUUAAUGCCUGUAUGAUUUAUUGGGGAGAAGACGGUGAACUUAGCCAUUGCAAGUUUUGUCGUCAUCCCAGGUACAAGCCUACUAGGCAAAUAUCUAAUUCAAAGAGAAAUCUUGUACCAUUCAAACAGAUGUUAUACUUUCCCCUUACUCCAUGGUUGCAACGCUUAUAUGCUUCCGACAUGACUGCUGCACAUAUGCGAUGGCAUGCCGAGCAUGAAGUUGAGGAAGGUGUGAUGCGUCACUGUUCAGAUGCACCCGCAUGGAAACACUUUGAUAAGAUGCAUCCAUCUUUUGCAGCUGAAAGUCGUAAUGUCAGAUUGGGGCUAUGCACAGAUGGUUUUCAACCAUUUGGACAAACAGGUCAACAAUAUUCAUCUUGGCCAAUAGUUGUGACACCAUACAACUUGCCGCCUUGGAUGUGUAUGAAAGAGUCCUAUUUGUUUUUGUCAGUUAUAGUUCCUGGGCCAAAGAAUCCUAAGCAAAAACUUGAUGUUUUCUUGCAGCCUUUGAUUGCUGAACUAAAAAAUCUGUGGAGUAUAGGUGUGGACACAUAUGAUAUCUCUAAGAAGCAAAAUUUUAACAUGCGAGCUGCUUUGAUGUGGACAGUCAGUGAUUUUCCUGCAUAUUCGAUGUUGUCUGGGUGGGGUAAUGCGGGUAGGCUAGCAUGUCCAUAUUGCAUGGAGAAUUCAGAUGCUUUUACUUUGACAAAAGGUGGCAAACAGUCCUGGUUUGACAAUCAUCGUCCAUACAGAAUUAAUAGAAAUUCAUUGAGAAAGAACAAAGUAGUCACAACGCAUCCUCCCCCAAUACGGUCUGGUGAUGAUAUCUUGAAGGAGAUAAAUCAAUUGGGGUUGAAAAAGGUAACAGAACUUGGGGCUGAUAUUGUUAAUGGCAAAAUUAGCAAGUUUUCUGGUUGGAAGAAAAGAAGCAUAUUUUGGGAUUUACCAUAUUGGAGUACAAAUCUCAUUCGGCACAAUCUAGAUGUUAUGCACAUCGAGAAAAACUUUUUCGAGAAUGUGUUCAAUACAGUGCUAGAUGUAGAUGGUAAAACAAAAGAUAAUCCUAAAUCUAGAGAAGACUUGAAAGAGUUUUGUUGA